Salmo salar (Atlantic salmon) is the source of this 6518-nucleotide messenger RNA. NCBI's taxonomy places the organism in Eukaryota, Metazoa, Chordata, Actinopteri, Salmoniformes, Salmonidae. The record is from RefSeq and is a predicted model, not a curated record.
UUAGAUGGCUAUAGCCAAAUUUUCUGUCUCUGCACAUAUGUAUGCUUUUUAGAACAACCUAAAUGCAUUUAUACAAAUGGAUUAUACAUUCUAGUGAAGAAAAUGAUAACUUAAACGUACCGAAUCGACUCGGAUUCUUGUUUAGUCGGACGCCAUAUUUCCUUCCUUAGUUUAUUGUGAACGUUAGCUAACUAGUUAGCUCUUGACUUGAGGCCGCUGGCGCUACUUUUACGGGAUCUUCCUCUCCUAGCUCAAUAUACAUAUUAUUUAUGCCUGACUCAACCUUCAACUAACGUUAUUUUUAAAGCUAUGUAGGUUAUGCGCCUUACUAGCUAGCUACUAAGUUAACUACUACGUUAGGUGGCCACAAUAAAUUGGCUUUACGCUAGCAGUUAGCCAGCUAGCCUAAUAUAGCUAUCUAGGCAACUCUACCAUAACGAUAGCUAUCUAGAUAGUUGUAUUUUAAGUAGCACAAUUUAGCAUUGCCAGGAUAGCUAAUUGGUUAGAUUUAUUUUUUUUUGCUGACGUUUGACUAACGUUAGCUAGGCUAGCUAAAUGGUUGCUUAGCAAUUAUGUCAACAUAAUAAGAUGUUGCGCGCAAGGGACUUCCCAUUUGUUUCUCCCGUCUCACACUCUUCGUUACAAUGUGUUAGUUGAGGAUACCUACAUUUGUUGUCAGUGGAAUUUCUAAAGAACAGUCGCCUGGUACCAUUUGGAGUCAUAAAUCAGCUGCUGUGUUUGGCUUUCAUUGUGUAAUGUGUACAUGCCCAGAGUCUGCCAAAUAUUUCAAUGACUGUGUCUCUUCGAAAAAGAGAUGACGGCUCAGGCAAACUGUCUAUUUAGCUACUCCUCUAGUUAGCAUGUAUUUUGAAUGAAUGCUCAACAGCGAAAUGAAUGGUAUCUGUUUACUUAUUAUGCAACAAACAGUUAGCAACACUAAUAUUUUACACCGUUUACCUUCCAAAUAAUUUAGAAUAGUUACAUAUUUAGUUUCUGGUUUCACAGAACAACAAGAAAGGUAUGCCUCUCCACACUUCAAGUAGGCUAGUUUGGGACUUUGGGUGAAUAUGAAAGUAAAUUUAGGCAUAUCCUAGGUUACUAGCAAGCAAAUUGGCACAAGUACUGUAAUAAUAUAGGCCUAUCCAGGUUGUGGAGACAUUGCAUUUAUUACAUACACCUACUUUAAUUUAUUUCCCAUCUGCACACCAUAAGGAAGUAAAAGUGAUGACACAUUGUCGUCAUGCCAAUGAUAAGCCUUCUGUUAUGUCCACUCAAAAGAAUAAUACGCAACUGAAACCAAGAAAGGGAAAUUGUGACUAGUGAUAUAUUACAAUCUUGGUUGGUAUUGGCCUAAGUUAAAUCUCAAUCAAAGUGGGUGUUUUUAGCAUUUUUUUUAGGUCUUCAUGAUGAAGAAAAAAGUGCGGCAUUAUAAUCGCAUGUCCACGCCCCAGAGGCCCCCCUCUCCCAUUAAACCUUCACCGAACAAGGAGACCCUGACAUACGCCCAGGCCCAGCGCAUGGUGGACCUAGAGAUAGAUGGCCGCGUGCACAGGAUCAGCAUCUAUGACAAGCUGGAUGUCAUCGCCGACGAUGACCCCACGGCCCAAGAGAUCAUGGAGUGCAACAGCAACAAGGAGAACAACGAGAAGCCCCAGCAAGUGCUGGUGCGCUCGGUGAGGCUCAAAAACAACCAGCAGAAGAAGAGCGCCGCCCUCACCACCACGCAUGGGGCUGCCCCGCAAGGGAGCGCCCUCCUGGAACCCAAGUUCCGCGCAGUGGAGUACAACCUUCCCGCGGUGCCUCGGCGGCCCUCCAUAUAUUAUAAGUAUUCUGAGAAGACUGCCGAAGAGCUGGAUGAGGAAGUGGAAUACGACAUGGAUGAGGAGGACUACGCUUGGCUGGAUCUUCUCAAUGAGAAGAGGAAAAGUGAGGGCGUCAGUCAGGUGUCCCAGAACCUCUUUGAGUUCCUUAUGGACCGCUUUGAGAAGGAGUCCUUCUUUGCCAGCCAGGGUCGGAGCGACCCGCAGACCCUCAUCGAUGAGGACGCUGUGUGCUGCAUCUGCAUGGAUGGAGACGGACAGGACAGUAACGUCAUCCUCUUCUGUGACUCAUGCAACAUCGCCGUGCACCAGGAGUGCUACGGUGUUCCCUACAUCCCUGAGGGCCAGUGGCUGUGUCGCCACUGCCUCCAGUGCCCCUCACGGCCCGCUGAGUGUGUCUUCUGUCCCAACAAAGGCGGUGCCCUGAAGAAGACUGAUGAUGACCGCUGGGGCCACGUGGUGUGUGCCCUGUGGGUGCCAGAAGUGGGCUUCUCCGACACAGUCUUUAUCGAGCCCAUCGACGGCGUCAGCAAUAUUCCGCCCGCCCGUUGGAAACUCACCUGCUACCUCUGCAAGGAGAAGGGCGCCGGGGCCUGCAUCCAGUGUCACAAGGUUAACUGUUACACAGCCUUCCAUGUCAGCUGUGCCCAAAAGGCCGGCCUCUACAUGAAAAUGGAGCCUGUCAAGGAAGUCACAGAGACGGGGUCACCCACUUUCUCUGUGAAGAAAACAGCCUUCUGCUGUGCUCACACUCCUAAAGGGUGCACCCGGAGACCCCUUGCUAUCUACGAGGAAGGCCAUGCUAAAAACGGUGUCUGUCACAAGAGGGGUGACAAAAGAGGGAUGACGAGGUUAAAAGGGUGGCAGAAGAAGAAGAGCAAGAGAAUAGUGGUGGUGCCUGAGGAAGAGGCUCCAGCUGUGCCUGGGCCUAGUAUAACCCCCAGCAGUUUCGACACGAUCCUCAAUCAAGUGUCUGUCCAGAAGAAGAAGGCGUUUGUGGAGCGGGUCCUGAGCUACUGGAUGCUGAAGAGACAGUCGAGGAACGGCGUGCCACUGAUCAGGCGGCUACAGGCCAACCCUCAACCCCCCAAACCAGAGCAGCCGGAUCGCAGGGUGGAGGAUAAUCGAGUGAUGAAGGAGCAGCUAAAGGAAUGGCACCGCCUACGCCACGACCUGGAGCGAGCUCGCCUACUGCUCGAAAUGAUCAGGAAGAGGGAGAAGAUAAAGAGAGAGGAGAUGAAGCUUCAACAGUCCGUUCUAGAGGUACAGCUCACACCCUUCAACAUUCUACUACGAGCUGUCCUGGACCAGCUUCAGGAGAAGGACCAGGCCAAGAUCUUUGCCCAGCCUGUCAGCGUUAAAGAGGUGCCUGACUACUUGGACCACAUCAAGAACCCAAUGGACUUCUCCACCAUGAGGAAGCGCAUUGAGGCCCACGGCUACAAGAGCCUGGAGGAGUUUGAGGCCGACUUCAACCAGAUCAUAUUCAACUGCAUGAAGUACAACGCCAAGGACACGUUCUUCCACAAGGCCGGUCUGCGUCUACAAGACCAAGGCGAGGCCAUCCUCAGGAAGACUCGUCGGUAUGCAGAGCGAAUCGGCUUUGACUUUGUCAGCGGGAUGCACCUCCCUGAGCCGCCCAAGGUGGAGGCUCUUCCCCCUUUCUCCUGGGACGAUGUGGACCGGAUACUAAACCCAGCCAACCGCCAGCACAUGUCUUUGGAGGAGCAACUUAAAGAGCUGCUGGAGAAGCUGGACCUGAGCAGUGCCAUGAAGUCCAGUCCAUCUCGCAGCAAGCGACUGAAGCUGCUCAAAAAGACCAUCGCAGAUGUUCGGAGCGAGAUAUACCUAAAGACGAGGCACCCCGCUGUCGUUUCCUCUGAACUGAAACCAGCAGAUACUGAGGAGAAACCACUGCCUCCCACUGGACACAGCACACAGGAAGAAGGAGGCAAGUCUUUGCCCCCACCGAAACUAGAGCCAUUGAACUCUUCACCGCCACUUGUCAACUCAGACAGCCAUUCAGAACCUCCCAUGCUCAAGCCCAUCAAAUCCAAUGCGGACAAGAGCCAGAAGACCUCCAAGUGCAACGGUGUCAAGACCGCUACCUCUGUACCCCAGGAACCCAUCAACGGGCACAUCUGUAACCCGCUGUUCCCAGUCAGUGACCUCAGUUUCGUGGCCACCUCUAUGCUCGCAGAGCCCUCUGGCACGGGCAACAGGCGGACCAAUGUGCUUUUAUGCAAGUCCAAGAGUGCUAGCCUGCAGAAGCCCCCAAGGACAGCCGAGCACUUGCCCGGCUCCCCGCCGCUGGGAGCCAAGACCUUCCUUUCUGUUGUCAUUCCUCGCCUUGAGACCCUCCUUUUACCCAGGAAGAGGACCCACAGCUCCAGUGGUGACUGUGACGAAGAUGAGGAGGAAUCGCCCAUCAAGCGCCUUGACACAGGACUAGCUAAUGGCUUUGUCGUUGAGCCAGAGAGUGAGGCUAGCCCCAGUAGGCCGCUGGAGCCUCGCCGGCGCUGUGCCUCUGAGUCCAGUAUCUCCUCUAGCGGCAGCGUGCUGUGUAGCACAAGCACGGUCAGAGUGCCAAAAAAUGGAAAAGGGAGGCCAUCCAUGGCACGUAGGAGCACAGUGGACGACAAAAACGCACUCAUCACCUGUAUCGAAAAUGGGGACUUUACCAAAGCCGCUAAGAUUGCAGCAGAAGUUGGCAACGGAAAUAUUUGGAUGCCUGCUAGUGCUGCAACAUAUGUACUGGAACCCCUUAAACUAGUUUGGGCAAAAUGUAGUGGAUAUCCCUCCUACCCCGCCUUGAUCAUAGACCACAAGAUGCCGAGGGCGGGGUGUCAACACAACGGGGUCUCUCUCCCUCUACCCCCUCUGGACGUCCUCAGGGUCGGCGAGCAGAUGCAGUACAGGUCCGAAGAGAAACUCUUCCUCGUCCACUUCUUCGACAACAAGCGCAGCUGGCAAUGGCUUCCUAGAGCCAAGAUGGUUCCCUUUGGUAUCAAUAAGACUGUGGACAAGAUCAAACUGAUGGAGGGCUGCUCCUCUGGCAUCCGUAAAGCAGUGCAGACCGCCUUUCAUCGCGCUGUGAGCCACCUGAGCCAGGUCAAGGACAAGCCUAGCAGCAAGCCCUGCAAUGUGGACUAAACCUGCUCAUGCAUCCCACCCCUCACCUCUAGGUGGAGCCCUUCUUCAACUCGUCUUAGUUUACUUGAUAUUCCACAGCAGUCCCAGUAUUCCUCUAACACACACACCCUCUCUUCGUGUUUACUGUGUACUGGGGGAGAAUCUAAAGCCCUCAAGUAAGUAACCCUACGGUCUCUUGGUGCAGGUUUCCAUUCCACCUCAUGUCUUGAUUAUAUCAACUGAGCUGCUCAUGGGUAAAUGGUAUGUGUAUGACACCACUACACGCAUGCUCCCUUUUAAUCUAUUCCAUUCUAAAAACUUUAGCUAGCAACAUGUAAUAUCCACAUGAAUCAAUGAGCUAUGCAACUGAACUCAAGCGAUUGGGUUGGCGUGUGCAAAAACCUUAAUACCGAGUCCUAGAACUGACUUACGAAAAUCACUGGUCUAACCUGAUGAAUGUUGAAUUUCUGUCCUGUAAUAUGCUGCAACUUUCACUGCUGCAACUUUCACUUCCAUCAUGAUUCUCACCCUCACUCCCAUUUCCUCUCUGCAGUUGCCCUGUAUUUAACCCUGUAAAUACCUGUACAAGGCGUGACACUAAUUUAUUCUGUUUUCAGUUAUUGGUACUGCGUGUUCACUUUCUUGCUAUUUAUGCUGUAGGGGUGAUUCAUGUCAGCACUAUGGUGCUUAUUAAAUAUUUGCUGGUGCUACAACCUGUGCAAGUCUUGGCUACAACUGAGAUUCAUCCAGGGCAAAAUAUAUACUGUAUCGAUUGAACGUUUGUUUUUAUUUCAGCUACUUUUUUUAUGGUUUCUUAAGUUAUUGAAGUUUAUGGACAAGCUUCUCUCUGCAUUAUUGUGGUUUUUAAAUACAAUAAUGUUUUUAUGGGACUUCGUGUGUUUGUACAUAUUUAUAUAAAUCUAUAUAAUUGUAUACAUAAGAUGCUUUCAAUGUUUAAAAAGCAGAAAGUGCAUCAUUAACACAAAACCAAAAAUUUGCUGCCCAGAUUUUCGAUUCAUUUUUUACAUUCUUAUUAUUUUUACAGUUUUUGGUGUGUGUGUGUGUGUGUGUGUGUGUGUGUGUGUGAGAGAGAGAUCUGUGAAUAACCUGUAAAACGUUGUCUUCGUUCACAAUGGUGUUGACUGUGUUACAGGGACCUAUACCAUGACCAUAGGUGAAUGUGCCUGUACUAAUUUAUUGCAAAGGAGAAAUGUAUAUGCAUUACUUUAUAUAGAAAGAAUUGUAAGAGAUACUAUUGUCUCACUAGGAGCCAACUGUGUAAAGGCCAUUUUUGCGUAUUGUUUGUUUUAAUCAGAGGCAUUAAUCUUAAUGGUGGGGUGAUAGAAUCCAUUACAUUUUAUUCAGUUAGGAGGAUCUGGGGUAGCAGUGGGUAGAUUUGUUUUUUUAAAAUCCAUUUUUGUAUGGAUGUUCUGUAAAUAGACUUGGUACUGGUCUUAUUCUCUGGGAAAACCACAUUAUAGCCAAUGGGAGUGGAUGCUGGCAAAGUCCAGUAUGUUUUUAUAUAAAAACACUGAAAAUAAAAUAAAAAUGGUAUUGAAUCACUGA